Suillus clintonianus is the source of this 720-nucleotide messenger RNA. RefSeq lists its product as uncharacterized. Lineage: Eukaryota; Fungi; Basidiomycota; Agaricomycetes; Boletales; Suillaceae. Bases 216 to 617 code for a protein of 133 amino acids. Gene Ontology annotation, molecular function: protein binding. The transcript is spliced from 2 exons. The record is from RefSeq and is a predicted model, not a curated record.
CGCCGCAAACAAGCGCUGGGACACAACCAGUGCAGGCCCUAGGGCCGAAUACGAGGGCCAACAGAUCCAAGACCAGGACAACGAACACAUGCGAGACCAGAACCGCAGGCACAGAUGCGAAUUACAUCGUAGGUACUGAUACUAGCGCCACCACGAGCACUGCCAGUAUACCUCUGAGCUACACGGAGGAGGAGGGGGGAAGGAUAUAUGGGCUGAUGUUUUCACCGGACGGGAAAAUGAUUGCGUGUGGGUGGGAGGACGGAAGCGUUCAGCGGUGGAAUAUCGACGGGAAGAUGAUGAAAGGCGUUUGGAUGGGUCAUAGUAGCCGGGUGAAUUCGCUCUCGUGGUCUCUCAACGGGGGUCAAGCGGGUCCUUUGAUGGAACAAUUCUGGUCUGAAAAGCAGAAAACGGAAGAGUCAAGACCAACGGUAAUCCUAGGUAGUCUCUCUCAACUGUGGUUAACUAUUUAUAUAUUGGCCCUCAUCUCAUCUCACUGGCAGGUUAUACGUAGACGCGUGCUGAUCAUCUAUGGACAAUGGCAAGCCCAAAAUUCUAUACGAACGGAGAGGCUAGCGCUGCUUACGUUCUCACAUCGGCAUUCCGUUUCAACACCUUAGCUCCUUACGAAUACAGAAGUUUCGUGCUUCAAACAUCUGCAAAACGACGAAAUGAACGCUUAGCUUACGCGCGUUACGAACCCUUACGAACCCUUACGAAUUC